Bursaphelenchus okinawaensis is the source of this 371-nucleotide messenger RNA. NCBI's taxonomy places the organism in Eukaryota, Metazoa, Nematoda, Chromadorea, Rhabditida, Aphelenchoididae. The record is from the annotation of a GenBank genome assembly.
AUGCAAUUCUUCAGCUUUGUCAUCGUUGUUUUGGCUUUGAUCGCUCAGGCCAGCGGCUUCUUGUUCCCUCCACCAGCCCCGGCUGCGUGUUGGUGAGUUUUUUGGUAUAAUACUGAUUUUUAAUUAAUUUUUUUAUAUUUUUUUAAUGUUUACAAUUUUAGGUAUUAAAUUUUUUUUAAUUUUAAAUUUUCUAAAAAAUUUAAAAAAAUUUUGAAAUUUCAUUUUUUAAAUUUAGUCAACCCCCACCACCACCACCAUGCCCACCACCACCACCACCAUGCUGUCAGCCACCACCACCACCACCAUGCUGUGGCGGUGCCGCCGCCGCUCCAGUCAACCCAUUGGCCGCUUUGUUCGCUGGAAAGAAGUAA